UUUGAAUGUAUUUGGCUGCAGGCAGAAAAGUCACUGAUCUGUUUUACAUUUGUAAAGGGGGAGCUUUUUCUGUGUAGAUGUCUUGCACACUGUAAAAAGCUAAAAUGUCUUUUACAGCCAACCUUUAUCUUCAUUGUCUCGAAAGAGAUCAGUUUUGAGGGGUAACACUUGGAUUGAAAAUUGAUCUCUUACAAGAUUGAUCAGACUCCCUAAGACCUCCUGUAAGUCCUUCUGCUCCCCGCACCCGCCCUGAGUCAAGAUUACAGUUCAGCCAGGUUUCUGUGAUUGUCUAGCAGGAAAGGUUGACUCCUCACUGCACUGUGAAAACCAUUAGGAAAAAAUCCUUGUGGUUAAAACCUGGGGCUCCACAGUGUUACCUGCACUUGGGGUAGAAAUUAAUUUAAAUGGCAACUGAUCUGUCUGAAGGUGAACCUGUGCAUCAUAAGGCACUUCCACUCUUAACGGGAGGUCAACUGAUCCAUGCGGACAAGUUAAGUGAGAAGGUUGAAGACACCAUGCCGAUCCGUCGUGCUGUGAAUUCUUCUGCCCGGGAAACUCCUCCCAAAAGCAAACCUGCUGAAGGUGAGGAGGCCAAACCAGAUCCUGAGGUCAGCUCUGAGGAAUCAGCCUCUACUGGAGAAGAGCAAGAGAAUGAAACUCCACCUGCUACAUCCAGUGAGACUGAGCAGCCAAAAGAACCUGAGACUGAGGGAAAGGGAGAAACAAAGUCUUCUGAAGAGGCCAAAAAGGACGAAAAGGAUCCAUCUAAAGAAAAGGAGAAGAAAGUGAAGAAGACCAUUCCAGCAUGGGCCACCCUUUCUGCCAGCCAAUUAGCUAGAGCACAGAAGCAAACACAAAUGGCUUCCUCCUCGCGCCCCAAGAUGGAUGCUAUUUUAACUGAGGCCAUUAAGGCAUGCUUUCAAAAAAGUGGUGCGUCAGUGGUCGCAAUACGUAAAUACAUCAUUCACAAGUACCCUUCCCUGGAGCUUGAGAGAAGAGGCUACCUUCUGAAGCAAGCUUUAAAAAGGGAGCUGGAGAGGGGAGUCAUCAGACAGGUGAAAGGAAAAGGAGCCUCUGGGAGUUUUGUGGUUGUUUCUAAUGCAGGGAAAACUGUUCCAAAAUCCAGAGACAGAAAGGGUGACAGCCUGCUUCAGCUGCGAACAGGCUCAUUAAAAGCAAAAAAACAGCAACAGGGAAGGAGAGGACAGACGUCAGGAGGAUUUGAAGAAAGAAGUACCUCUGCAUCCACUCCAGAGCAGCAGGUUAAGCUAGAAGACAUCCUUCCCCUGGCCUUUACACGCCUCUGUGAGCCUAAGGAAGCUUCCUACAGCCUGAUAAAAAAAUAUGUAUCGCAGUAUUAUCCCAAACUCAAGGUGGAUAUAAGACCCCAGCUGUUGAAGAACGCUCUUCAGAGAGCAGUAGAGAAGGGCCAGUUAGAACAGAUCACAGGCAAAGGAGCUUCUGGAACAUUCCAGCUGAAGAAAUCAGGGGAGAAGCCCCUGCUUGGUGGAACUCUGAUGGAAGAUGCCAUCCUGUCUGCUGUAGCGGCCAUGAACGAACCCAAGACCUGCUCCACUACAGCUCUGAAGAAGUAUGUCCUGGAAAACCACCCAGGGACCAACUCCAACUUCCAGGUGCACCUACUAAAGAGAACCCUGCAGAAAUGCGAAAAGAAUGGCUGGAUGGAGCAGAUCUCUGGAAAGGGCUUCAGCGGCACCUUCCAGCUUUGCUUCCCUUACUACCCCAGCCCAGGCGUGCUGUUCCCAGAAAAGCAUCAAGAGGAGGCAUCUGAUGAAUCUGAGGAGGAGGAAGAGGAAUCGGAGGAAGAGGAGGAAUCGGAGGAGGAAGAGUCUGAGGAGGAAGAGCCACCUCCAAAAAAGAGGAUGCAGAAGAGACCCCCUCCAAAAUCCCGGAGCAGAGCCCCUCCAGUAAAACGAAGAGAGUCCAAGCCCAAGCCAAGGAAAGUACCUGCAGCCCGCCGGGGGAAACCCAAGCCCCCACCAAAGGUCAAAAUCCCUGCCAGGAAAGCCAGACCAGCAGCCCCAGCCAUCAAGAAACCCUCUGGCGGCAAUACUUCCAAGAAACCAGCAGCAAGUGGGAGAAAGGAAGUGAAAUCUCCCGCCAAGGGCAAAUCUACCAUAAGGAAAUCUCUCCGGGCAAAAAAGUAAACUUUUCCAAUGUGUCAGGGAAUCCCAUGGUCAGAUCCAUAAUAUUGUUUUAUAAUGUCAAUGUGCAUUUGUAUUUUAGUUCUGACACUUAAACCUUUCUUUAAUUUUUUUUUUUUCUUGAGUGAUGGGGGAAAGCUGAAAACUAAGUCAAAUCAACCCAAGCAUUUCAGUUAGGUAUAGAUGCUGUGCCUCAUGCCUCCUUCCCUAAAACAAGUCAUCUUUAGUUUCUGCAAUAAUUUUUAGGACUUUUCUAGACCAUAUAAUCUGUACAUUUUAUGGUGUUUGGUUUGAUUUUUUUGGCUUUUUUUAAACCUUGUUCAAAGAAGAUUUUUAUAUCUUUAGACAGCAGGAACAGGAUGAUUGGAGAAAUGUAACUGUAGUGGAAAGUUAAAACUGCAGUAGCUUCCUCCUUAGAUUUCCUGCAUGGUGAUACCAAGGUUCCUAAUGCUUCUGUGGAGAAGCAAAACAUGUACAGCGCUCGCACUGACUUCUCAAGCUGCUUUUCUCUGCUUGGCCAUUGCAAUGAUAUGCAAAGGAGAAUGUCUGUCCGGCUCCUUCAGACCAGCAAGUUCCCCUUGAUAAGUCAGGUCUUCAGCAAACGGUGAAUGCAAAAGGUUCUGAUCCUCUGACUUCAAAGGGAUCCCAGAAGGGGCAACUUUCAGUUAGCUGGGUUGUUGCGAUUUGAGUUAGUGAUUCCAUCCCUCAUCUGUUACCUAAAAACCAAAAUAUAUAAAAGUCUUCUUGAAUCCAACUUUGAAAUGUGUUUUUAAAAGAUGAAGAUCCUGAGUUUUGUCACUUCUUGUUUACCCUUUUUUAAAGAAAAGCUGGAGUUACACAGUUGCUAAUGUAGAGAUGUUAAGUGAAAAACAUGCAGUUUGCUAAAAUAAAAUGCAAUUAGAUUCCAGGCC
This is a messenger RNA of Alligator sinensis (Chinese alligator), 3076 nucleotides long. It is a transcript of the gene HP1BP3, whose product is annotated as heterochromatin protein 1 binding protein 3. Gene Ontology annotation, molecular function: DNA binding; nucleosome binding. Gene Ontology annotation, biological process: heterochromatin organization; nucleosome assembly. The coding region runs from base 405 to 2168 and encodes 587 amino acids. NCBI's taxonomy places the organism in Eukaryota, Metazoa, Chordata, Crocodylia, Alligatoridae. The transcript is spliced from 15 exons. The record is from RefSeq and is a predicted model, not a curated record. Gene Ontology annotation, cellular component: nucleus; chromosome; nucleosome.